GCCCCCUCAUGACGUCUUCAGUGGUUCAAUAUGGCGGUGACUGAGUGAUCGUAUGCCCGACUGUCUCUAUGUUCUGUUCAAAUUUCUCCAGCAUGGCAACUCAAAAGCCUGUAGAAUGGGUAUCAGCGCUUAUUAUAAGAUUCGAGGAACAGUUGCCGUGUCGGACAGGCCCACAAACACAACACUCAAGAUUCAACGUGGAGCAGAACAAGGAGUACCUCAUCCAGAUUAGCAGAUACAAAUUUUCAUUAGUUAUCUCGGGCCUUUAUAAGAUUCUACAGAAAGUCAACGAAAUGCGGCCACAUGGGCCAGAUUUUGAAAAGAACGAGUCACUACUGAUUGUUUUGGACACGCUAGAAAAAUGUUUGUCCUCCCAGCCCAAAGAUACCACAAGAGAUGAGGCAAUGAAUGUUAAGCUUCUACUGCGAGAGACGUGUCAGUUCAUUGAUUUACCUAAUGAUAAUCCUAUGGUAGUUCAGCUCAAGAACUUAGCAUCAAAAGUACUCUUUGCUCUCAGUGUAAACAACUUUUCUGCAGUCUUCAAUAGAAUAUCAGUCAGGUUACAAGAACUAAGUACAAGCAACACAGAUGAAACUCCAGAUUUUACUGAUAUAGAAUUAAUACAGCACAUUAAUGUUGAUGUCAUUAGACUCAUCAAACUCCUAAAUGAAACGAUACAGAAAUUUCGGUGUUUACGAAAAAAUGCUCAAAUAGUGUUGAUGAAUUCAAUGGAGAAAGCGAUAUGGAAUUGGAUGGAUACGUACCCCAAUGAGUUUGCUGAUUUACAGAAACGCAGAAAUGAAGAUUUAGCAAAGUGCUGCGAAGUAAUGUUUGAACAUCUGGACAGCUUUGCUGAGAACAAUAAGCGGAGAGCAGCUGUUUGGCCUCUGCAGAUAAUGCUUCUAGUCCUCUCACCAAAAGUGUUGGAAGAAAUUGUGAAUGCAGAUGCUGGUGCUCCAUGUUCCCAAAGACAUUUUAAGAAGAAACAGUUUAUCGACCAAUUAAAAAAAGCCCUGAUACCCCACAACACUAGUAGACACCUAACGGAGGCAGCAGCUGUAACUUGUGUCAAGUUGUGCAAGAUUGCAACCUAUAUUAAUAUCAACGACUCUAACAAUGUAGUCUUUGCUUUAGUGCAGAGUGUUAUUAGUGAAUUGAAGAAUUUGCUCUUCAAUGUUGCCAAGCCUUUUUCUAGAGGUCAAAAUUAUAUAUGUCAAGAUGUGGACCUUAUGAUAGAUUGCUUUGUCUCACUCUUCCGGAUUCUUCCACACAACAACGAGGCUCUUAAAGUUUGUCUUAAUCCCAAUUCUCCAUCAACAUAUCACUUCGUACUGGUCAGUUCUCUUUACAGAAUAAUAACACAGACGCGGCUUCACUGGUGGCCUCAGAUUGAUAUAGUGUACAAUAAAUCUAGUGAGCUAAGAUCUAUGUUUACCGAAACCCUUAAUAAAGUGACUCAGGGAUGUAUCUCUCUCACCCCAUUGAGAAUUCAGACCUUUACGCUGAAGGAGAAAGUGGUUACCUUGAAGUUCAAAGAGAAGUCAUCAGAGGAAGCACCAUCAUACAAGAACCUUUUAUUAUGGAUGGUUCGUCUCAUCCAUGCUGACCCAAUGCUCAUGCUUAAUAAUCAGAGCAAAGCGGGUCAUGAAAUUCAAAGCUCCACCUUGGAACUGAUCAAUGGUUUGGUGUCACUAGUCCAUAACCCAUCUAUGCCAGAUGUGGCUGCUGAGGCCAUGGAGGCAUUGCUUGUUCUCCAUCAGCCAGAGAAAAUUGAGAUGUGGAACCCAGAAGCACCUAUAAAUACAUUUUGGGAUGUCAGUUCGCAGGUGCUGUUUUCUAUAUCGCAAAAGCUCAUACAACAUCAGAUCGUCAAUUACACAGAAAUACUUAAGUGGCUGAGAGAUAUCCUGGUGUGCCGUAAUGCCUUUCUCCUUCGCCACAAAGACUAUGCCAACUGUAACAUCGGUGCUCACAUAGCUAUUUGCAAACAAGCUCAUAUCAAACUGGAGGUUGUGUUUCUAAUGUACCUGUGGAGUAUUGACAUGGAUGCUGUGUUGGUGGCCAUGUCAUGCUUUGCCUUGCUCUGUGAAGAAGCUGACAUCCGUUGUGUGUGGGAUGAAGUCACUGCAACGGUCACCUACCUCCUCCCUAACUAUCAUGUUUACCAGGAACUUGCUGCUGCCUCCACCAUUCUUACAACAGCAUCUUUGGAAUCCAGAAUUUUUAGUCAACAGCACCAUCAGGGUAGAGCUGCCCUUCAGAAACGUAUUAUGGCUCUGUUACGCAAGAUUGAGAAAUGGACACCCGGCUGCCUUUAUGCAUGGGAAGACACAUUUAUCAACUGGGAAAAUUCCACGAAGAUGUUAGUAUCAUAUCCCAAGGCCAAACAAGAGGAAGGGCAAAUUUCUGAUAGUUUUCCUCGUUCAGUGUGUAAGAGAAGAGCAUCACACCAAAGCACUGAACAUGAAAUGGAGAUUCAGGAUCAAGUUAAUGAAUGGGCCAAUAUGACAGGAUUUUUAUGUGCACUGGGUGGAGUUUGUUUACUGGGUAAAUCACCAUCACGACCUCAGGGAGUUAGUCCAAGCUUGACUGUUGAUGUUAGAAAACCUGCUGUGUUGCCCAAUACCAAUCAGGACAUGCAGUACUGUCCUGUCACACAAUUUGUUGGCCAUCUCCUGAAACUUCUGGUAUGUAACAAUGAAAGGUUUGGGACACAGAUUCAAAAACAUGUGAAGGAGUUGGUGGGGCAUGAGAUGUCACCUCUACUCUAUCCUAUCCUCUUUGAUCAGACCAAGGUCAUUGUUGAUAAGUUCUUUGAUCAACAGGGACAGGUAAUUGUAAGUGAACUUAACACCCAGUUUAUUGAACAUAUAAUAUUCAUAAUGAAAAAUGUGUUAGAGAACAAGACAGAUCAUCCUUCUGAGCAUCUGGGUGUUACAUCUAUUGAACCUAUGAUGUUGGCAAUAGUGAGGUAUGUUCGACACUUGGACAUUACAGUCCAUACAUUACACAUUAAGACCAAACUUUGUCAGCUAGUAGAAGUAAUGAUGCAAAGGAGAGACGACCUUGCGUUUCGCCAAGAGAUGAAAUUUCGCAAUAAGAUGGUUGACUACCUCACUGACUGGGUUAUGGGUAAUUCUCACCAAAUUGCUCCACCAGGGACUAUUGAUGUAACUUCAGUUUCCAACUUGUAUAUGCAAUAUGAUAUAACAGGAUGCUGUAGAGAUCUAGAUCAAGCAUGUAUGGAAGCAGUGGCUGCCUUGCUUCGUGGCCUCCCACUCCAGCCAGAGGAGAGCGACCGUGGUGACCUUAUGGAAGCAAAAUCUCAACUGUUUUUGAAAUAUUUUACUCUUUUCAUGAACCUCCUCAAUGACUGCAUGGAGGCUCAAGAGGUUGAGAAAGACGUAAGCCGGCAACGUGUUCAACCAGGCAAGCUCUCCACCUUACGCAAUGCCACCAUCCAGGCUAUGUCAAACCUUCUCUCUGCAAACAUUGAUUCAGGCCUGAUGCACUCCAUAGGACUGGGAUACCACAAAGACUUGCAAACUAGAGCAGCAUUUAUUGAGGUGCUAACAAAGAUAUUACAACAAGGAACAGAAUUUGACACGUUAGCAGAGACUGUUCUUGCUGAUCGUUAUGAACAACUGGUGCAGCUAGUUACCAUGAUUGGCGAUAAGGGAGAGCUGCCAAUUGCAAUGGCACUUGCUUCGGUUGUUGUCACUCCACAAAUGGAUGAACUAGCCCGAGUGUUUGUUACCCUGUUUGAUGCCAAGCACCUGCUGUCCCCGCUGCUGUGGAACAUGUUUUAUAAGGAGGUCGAAGUAUCAGACUGUAUGCAGACUUUAUUCAGAGGGAACUCACUGGGCAGCAAAAUUAUGUCUUUCUGUUUCAAGAUCUACGGGGCUUCUUAUCUGCAUAAUCUUUUAGAGCCAUUGAUACGGCCACUGAUUGAUGAUUGUGUUCACUCCUAUGAGGUUGAUCCAGCAAGGCUUGAUCCCACCGAGGAUGUGGAAGAAAACAGAAGGAACCUUGUAGCUCUCACACAGAGAGUGUUUGGUGCUAUAAUUUGUUCCUCAGAUAAGUUUCCUCCACAGCUACGCAGCAUGUGUCACUGCCUGUACCAAGUGCUUAGUAAGAGGUUUCCACAAUUUCCACAAAAUAAUAUAGGUGCUGUUGGAACGGUCAUUUUCUUACGCUUCAUCAACCCUGCUAUAGUGUCGCCAUGUGAGACUGGUAUCCUGGAUAGACAACCAAGCCAGCAGAUAAAACGUGGCUUGAUGUUGAUGUCUAAGAUCCUUCAGAACAUUGCUAACCAUGUGGAGUUCAGCAAAGAGCAGCACAUGCUUCCAUUCAACGACUUUGUACGGCAACACUUUGAGGGGGCACGACGCUUCUUUAUACAAAUAGCAAGUGACUGUGAGAGUGUUGAACAAGCCAGCCACAGCAUCUCCUUUAUCAGUGAUGCUAAUGUUCAUGCCUUACACAGACUACUUUGGAACCAUCAGGAGAAAAUAGGAGAAUACCUCUCAAGUAGUCGAGACCACAAAGCUGUCGGGAGAAGGCCUUUUGAUAAAAUGGCAACGUUAUUGGCGUACUUGGGACCACCAGAGCACAAACCCAUUGAUUCUCAGUGGAGCAGCAUGGAUAUGACAAGCACAAAGUUUGAGGAAAUCAUGUCGAAGCAUAAUAUGCACGAAAAGGACGAGUUCAAAUCUAUAAAAACGCUAAAUAUUUUUUACCAAGCAGGAACAUCCAAAGCUGGCAACCCUGUGUUUUAUUAUAUUGCCAGAAGAUACAAAAUUGGUGAGACUAAUGGGGACCUGCUAAUAUACCAUGUGAUCCUUACCCUAAAACCCAUCUGUCGUAAACCCUUUGAGCUGGUGGUGGACUUCACCCACACAUGUGCAGACAAUAGAUUCAGGACAGAAUUUCUACAAAAAUGGUUCGUUGUAUUACCUGAAGUUGCAUAUGAGAACAUCCAUGCUGCCUAUAUCUACAAUGGCAACUCCUGGGUGAGAGAGUAUACAAAAUACCAUGACAGAAUAUUAGCACCACUGAAGGGGCAUAAGAAACUGAUCUUCCUGGAUGCACCUGCAAGAUUGAAUGAUUACAUUGAACCUGAGCAGCAGAAAUUACCUGGAGCUACUACAUCCUUAGAUGAGGACCUGAAAGUCUUCAAUAAUGCUCUCAAAUUGUCUCAUAAGGAUACCAAAGUUGCAAUUAAGGUUGGACCUUCAGCCAUUCAAGUAACAUCAGCUGAAAAAACAAAAGUACUCUCACACUCUGUUCUGCUCAAUGAUGUCUACUAUGCUUCAGAAAUUGAAGAGGUGUGUUUAGUUGAUGAUAACCAGUUUACCUUGACUAUUGCCAAUGAAUCUGGUCCUCUGUCAUUCAUCCACAAUGACUGUGACAACAUUGUGCAGGCCAUCAUCCAUAUUAGAGCCAGAUGGGAACUCUCUCAACCAGAUUCAGUAACAGUGCAUCAAAAAAUCCGGCCAAAAGAUGUUCCAGGCACGUUACUAAAUAUGGCUCUCUUGAAUUUGGGUUCUCUUGACCCUAAUCUGAGAACAGCAGCCUACAACCUUCUGUGUGCCCUCACUGCUACCUUUGACCUCAAAAUUGAAGGACAGUUGCUGGAAACAUCUGGUCUAUGUAUCCCAUCCAACAAUACCAUUUUCAUCAAGAGUGUUAGUGAAAAACUUGCAGUAAAUGAACCUCACCUAACACUUGAGUUCCUGGAAGAGUGUAUACAGGGCUUCCGGGCCUCAAGUAUAGAGCUCAAGCAUUUGUGUCUGGAGUAUAUGACUCCUUGGCUACCCAAUUUAACAAGAUUUUGCAGCCAUCCAGAUGACAAAAAGCGAGCCAAGGUUGCCAUGAUUCUUGAUAAACUGAUCACACUAACUAUUGAGGAAGUUGAAAUGUAUCCUUCUAUUCAAGCCAAGAUCUGGGGCAAUAUAGGACAAGUCUCCGAGUUGAUCGAUAUGGUGCUAGACUCUUUCAUCAAGCGGUCGGUUACGGGUGGCCUGGGGUCUGGUCAAGCGGAGAUCAUGGCUGAUACUGCUGUGGCCUUAGCAUCUGCUAAUGUGGCUUCAGUAGCAAGAAAAGUUAUUGGUCGCCUGUGUAGGGUGAUAGACAAGACCUGCACAUCUCCAACACCGACACUGGAACAGCACUUGAUGUGGGAUGACAUAGCCAUUUUGGCCAGAUAUUUACUCAUGCUCUCCUUCAACAACUGCCUCGAUGUAGCACGCCAUCUACCGUACCUGUUUCAUAUUAUAACCUUCUUGGUGUGUACUGGACCAGUCUCCAUGAGAGCAUCCACACAUGGCCUUGUCAUCAAUAUCAUUCACUCACUAUGUACCUGUACCAAACCCUCUUUUUUAGAGGAAACUCAGCGUGUGUUACGGCUGUCUUUAGAUGAGUUUUCUCUGCCUAAGUUUUACCUACUCUUUGGAAUAAGCAAGGUGAAGUCUGCUGCCGUCACAGCAUUUAGAUCUUCCUAUAGACACACGGGUGAGCGAGGACUCAGAUUUGGCACAGACCGUAGUCUCUCUUGUAAUGUGGGUGACCGUGAAAGACUGUCCCUAACAUCACUAGAGACCAUUACUGAUGCGCUGCUUGAAAUGAUGGAGGCUUGUAUGAGAGACAUCCCAGACUGUGACUGGCUACAAGCAUGGACCGGCCUGGCUAAGAGUUUUGCAUUCCAGUAUAAUCCAGCUCUUCAACCCAGAGCCCUCAUUGUCUUUGGUUGUAUAAGUAAAAGUAUAGUUGACCAAGACAUCAAGCAGCUGCUGCGAAUUCUGGUUAAGGCGUUGGAGAGCUUUUCAGAUAUAACGCUUAUAGAUUCUAUCAUUAUGUGCCUCACACGACUUCAGCCUCUACUCAGACCAGAGUCUGCAAUUCAUCAGGCUCUGUUUUGGGUUGGUGUAUCAGUGCUACAGUUGGACGAGGUGGCCCUCUAUGCCUCUGGCCUGGCUCUAUUGGAACAGAACCUCCACACACUAGAUUCUCAGGGAAGUUUUGAUAAUAAUACUCUGGAGCACGUCAUGAUGUCUACAAGAGAGUCUCUUGAAUGGUUUUUUAAGCAGUUAGACCAUUCUGUGGGACUCAGCUUUAAGGGUAACUUCCAUUUUGCAUUGGUGGGUCACUUGUUAAAAGGUGUUCGUCACCCAGCACCAGCAACUGUGUCUCGCACAUCAAGAGUGCUCAUCACACUGCUCUCCAUUGUUGCUAAACCACAUAAGAGAGAUAAAUUUGAGGUAACACCAGAAAAUGUGGCUUAUCUUGCUGCCCUUGUGUCCAUGUCGGAAGAAGUUAGAUCCAGAUGUCAUCUGAGGUAUUCAGUGGCACGAAAUCUCUCCAAAUCUGCAUCAUCAGACACUUUUGCUGUGGGCCUUCACUUGAACCUUCCACCUACAUCAUCCCAAGUGAGUGGGAUGACCAGCAACCAACAAUGUGCUUUGCAACAAUCUGGAGGAGCAUCUUCUCCAAGUAAUCACAUAUCUUCUCCUGGCUCAUCUUUUCCAACCAAUGGAAGCUUCACUAAUAUGGCCACAUCUUCUAAUGCCAGCACAGUUACUCUAGCAUCAUUGUGUAGCACAACAACAACUGGGGCAAGUAGUGUUGGCAACAGUGGUGGCAGUAAUGGUGUAGGCAGUACUGGCAGUGUUGCCACUGCAUCAACUGCAGUCGUAGGUGUAAGCAGUGGUAUUGUUAGUGGUGGUAGUGGAACGCCAAUUUCAGUAGGGAUCUCAGCAGACAUGCGAUCCCCUCCUACCAUUACUAAAGACCCACCUCCACCUUCUUCUGGUGUUCCUGCAAACAGAAGACAGAAGCCCUGGGAUACAGUGGACCAAAUUUGUCUAUCACAGGGUACGAUGGGUAUGCUAGGACCGCAGGGCACGAUGCAGAAGCAGGGGAGUGCCCAACAGCUGGUGAGCAGAGCAGACCCCAAGACAUGGCACUCCCUUGACCUUGACCCCCAUAACAUGCGACCACCACCAUUUAAAACUCAAAGGUCUUCCUCGAUGCCCACACCUAAGGGUGACAUGUCUCCCCCUCCCAAAGAGCGCGGUGCCAGAGUCUCGGUCAGCAACGAAAAUAACAUCCUCCUUGAUCCUGAAGUCCUAACAGAAUUUUCUACUCAAGCCCUUGUUCUGACAGUUCUGGCUACUCUUGUAAAAUAUACUACUGAUGAGAAUGAGAUGAGAGUUUUGUAUGAGUACUUGGCUGAGGCUUCAGUUGUCUUCCCCAAGGUCUUCCCUGUCAUCCAUUCACUAUUGGAUGCCAAGAUAACAUCAGUACUAUCCUUAUGCCAUGAUGGUGUGAUUCUGAGUGCAGUUCAGUCUAUCAUUCAGAAUAUGGUAGCAUGUGAGGACCAAGGUCACCAGCAGCUUCACCACCUUCAGAGUUGGGGCUUUGGAGGCCUCUGGAGAUUUGCUGGACCAUUUACCAAGAGUAAUUGUACAGCAGAAAAUGCAGAGCUGUUUGUCAACUGCUUGGAAGCCAUGGUAGAGACAGCAUUGCCUGCUGAUGGUGAUGACAGUUCAGAGAUGGAGCUGGCACAGUACCCAUCUAUGCUGUCAGUGGCUUCAGUCAAUCUCUCCUCGUCCAUGUCUUCUCUCACUCUAGCCUCACCCACUGAGAAGGAAGUUGAUGGGAGUGAUGGAGUUGGUGGUGCACAGAACCUUCCUUCACACCCAACUAGCUCUCGUCCCAAGCCAGCACUACCCAACCUGAUUGCCAAGCAGCGCUCCUUCCGUUGCAAACUGUCCAACAAGAGCAAGUAGCUGUAAAAGAGGAUGAUACCUUAACCUAAUCCCACAGAUGAGUCAACUGGCAUAGAUCCGAGAUCUUUUCCCAUACAUUAUUGACACGAUACUAGGGGCAAAUAGAAGAUAGGGAUACAAUGAUAGAGAUGGCAGCUUUCUCUUACACAUUGGCCAGAGAAUAAAGCCUCAUGGUUAGCAGCUCUUUAAUGAUAUCAGCUGCAUUCAAUAUUUCAGUUUUAAUGAAAAUAUUAUGUGAUGCAGGCUGCAAUUCAGGGAUGCUUUGGAUAGGCAGCUUACUUGUUACACAAUAUCUUAAGUUGUUACAGUGGCUCUCAGAGCUUCACAGAAACCAACAGUUUUGGGUUAUGUAAGAUGAAUGUUUCAGGCAAAUAAUGACACUAAUUAAAAUAUGAUGGAUGUGAUCAAAUACAUUUGCAGUAAAGUGCACACUUGUUGUUCCCUUGCUGGCUUGGGAUAAUGUGAUACUUUCUUCAUUCAUGGCCAAAGGUAUACUAGAUUAUAAGUAAAUCUAGUUUAUAUAAGUUAUUUUGGAUGUUUGUUGAGUGUUGAGCUUCCUUACCAAUGGUAUGUGGGCCUAAGAAGAGGCUACUUUUAUCAAGAUUACAUUAAUGUCACACAUUGCUUAUCUAGUAUUCCAAGUUAUGUUUGGCGACUAUUGUUGGGUGUCGUUGUGUGACUGCCAAGUUAUGUUUGGCAACUACUGUUGGUGUUGUGUGACUGCCAAGUUAUGUUUGGCGACGUCUGUUGGUGUCGUUGUGUGACUGCCAAGUUAUGUUUGGCGACGUCUGUUGGUGUCGUUGUAUGACUGCCAAGUUUAUUGUGAUGAAUAUGAUUCUCUUUCUGACCUUGAAAGAAAGAGUUGCUUGUGUGUACUAGGUACAUGAGUUCUGUAAAUAUAGCUUGCAGCUGAGGAAAGUAAUCCUCCCUACUUUUGAAAUGUAACUACUUGUGACCUGUUAGUUGUUCUGUGCAGAUUGGGUUUAGCCACCCAGGACAAGGGUAUUCAUUAAUUAUUUAGGUAAACAUGUAAUGAGGUUAUAAGAAAAACAAUCAGUAUUGUAUUUUUUGUCAGUGAACUUUUGUAAAAUAAUAAAAUGGGUACAUGUUAGUGUGAGUGAAGCAGUGAAUGUUUAUGCGACGUUUGAAAGACCAUAUUUGUAGUGACUAUAAACAGCUUCAGCCCACGUUGAAUUUGUGACAUGUUACUGCUUUUAAUGUUUAUCAUGGAAACAAGUGUUGAGAAAGAGAACGUGUGGUGCAUAACCUCAGAAUGUUACACAUGAAUGCCCUUCUUUUCAUGUCAGUACAGUAUUUUGUAUAAGGUUCAUAUUACCCCUGAAACUGACACAAAUGAGCCUUACUAAGAUUUUAUUUUAUAAUGGUCACUAAUGGCAAUCUUUUGUUAACAAAAUUAAAAAGGUAUUUAACAAUUCCUUGUGAGUGAUAGCAAAGAAGUCUGAUAGUCACAUUGGGCUAGCAUAGAGCUCAGUAUUUUCCUUUAACUGCCUCACUCAUUUAUGCAGCCUAUCCAAGUGAAAAUGAAUAAAUGGGUCCCUACAAUUCACGUUCCUCAAUUUUAGCUGUAUAUAUGACACUACCAAGUCCAUUUUCUCUUCAUUUGUGGAGGAUACGUAAGAGAGUGCAACUGACUUCUAAAAUGAAAUAAUAAUAUUGUACAAUA
Messenger RNA from Cherax quadricarinatus, 10473 nucleotides. RefSeq names its product neurofibromin 1 (gene Nf1). NCBI's taxonomy places the organism in Eukaryota, Metazoa, Arthropoda, Malacostraca, Decapoda, Parastacidae. The record is from RefSeq and is a predicted model, not a curated record. Gene Ontology annotation, biological process: regulation of GTPase activity.